AUGAUGGACACUGUAGACACUAUGCCUGCUAAUGACCUGGCCCACGAUCCGAUCCAUCCUAAUGCAAAGACCACAAUCACAACGAAUACUAAUGAUGGAACGUCGACUUCGAAAACGAAUAUCUCCUCUCCCGUGUGCCGGAAUUGUAAAACUCAGACCACUCCUUUAUGGCGCAGAGAUGAGACGGGACAAGUUCUUUGCAAUGCUUGCGGCCUGUUCUUGAAACUCCAUGGCAGACCAAGACCCAUCUCUCUGAAGACUGAUGUGAUCAAGUCCAGAAACAGAGUGAAGCACAAUCAUAGUGGCAGCAACAACAACAAUAACAGUAGUAGCAACAACAACAGUAAUAAUAAUAGUGGCAGCAGUAGCAACAGCACAAGCUCCAAUGUCGACACAGAGGAUGAUUUGAAAGACAAGAAGUUCAGUUCAAAAGCUUUCAAGAUUAAGAAGGAAAAGGACAAGGAUAGAGAUACCAUCGCCAAGUCCGCUAGUGCCAACAAUUCUCCAGGUUUAAUACCACUUCUCCCUAGAGAUAAUGCUGGUUGCCAGCCAAAUCCAACCUCCUCUAAUAGUGGAAACUUGAUGAAAUUUCAACUUCUGUACCAGCCGAUGAGUCGUCCAAAUAGCACUCCUACGCAUUUCGCCCCGAACCUGAAUGCUGUCACUUCUCCAUUAUUAUUGACAACCACAUCCUCAGAAAGAUCUUCCUUAGGGAAGAAUAAUAACGGCCUGGCGUUGGUAAACGCUGCUGCCGGUGCCCUGGAGACGAUGUCCAACGAAUCCAACGAUAAUGAUAAGAAAAUCCCAAAGAUGAAAUUAGACGAUGAUGAAACCAAACUGAAAGAAUCUCAAUCAAAUACGACCACUCCAGCAUCCCUCCUGAAACGACAAUUCACCCCAUCCAUAGACCUCCCCAGCAUCUCGGCUAACUCCAAAUUGAAUUCUCCUACUUUUGGACCACAGUUCUCUUUAAGUGCCUAUUCCAGUACGAAUUCCAGUGGAAAUGGGACUGGAAAUGGUAAUGGAAGUGCGUUCAGUAGCGCCAUGGAGAAGUCAAGUAGUAUCCCUUCGUUUAACUCACUCAAACCACUCAUGAAUAACUCUAACAAUCAUUCCCAAUCAAAUAAUGUCCCAUCUUCCCUUUCACGUUCUUCCACGGGUAGCCAUACAUCAGAUGACCCUGUGGAGUUGAGAACAAGGAUAUCAGAGUUGGAGUUGGUAAAUGAUUUGUACCGUACCCGGAUCCAAGAGCUGGAAGCUAUGGAAAGCGCUGCUAGACAGAGGGAACAAUUAUUGACCAAACGUUUGAAUGAGUUGAAGGGGUUACCCUCAGAAGGAGGAGUGAUUGAUAAUGAGACCAAGAGAGUAAAGCUUGAAAAUGGCUAUGUAAAGAAGUGA
This is a messenger RNA of Komagataella phaffii GS115, 1398 nucleotides long. RefSeq lists its product as uncharacterized. The record is from RefSeq and is a predicted model, not a curated record. The transcript has a single exon. Lineage: Eukaryota; Fungi; Ascomycota; Pichiomycetes; Pichiales; Pichiaceae. Bases 1 to 1398 code for a protein of 465 amino acids. Gene Ontology annotation, biological process: positive regulation of transcription by RNA polymerase II; negative regulation of transcription by RNA polymerase II. Gene Ontology annotation, molecular function: DNA-binding transcription factor activity, RNA polymerase II-specific; RNA polymerase II cis-regulatory region sequence-specific DNA binding; zinc ion binding.